This is a messenger RNA of Didymodactylos carnosus, 2935 nucleotides long. The record is from the annotation of a GenBank genome assembly. NCBI's taxonomy places the organism in Eukaryota, Metazoa, Rotifera, Eurotatoria, Philodinida, Philodinidae.
AUGCGUGUAUUUAGAUUUUACUUUGGUAUCGAAAAUGAAGCUAAUGGACUAAGUCCAACUACCUACUGGAUUGUUACCGAAUAUUGUGCAAAUGGAUCAUUGUACAAAUUUUUAAAACAACGUUUAUUAAGUUUAGAUUUAGUUAUAAAAUUUGCUCAACAAAUUACGGCAGGUCUUAAUUAUCUGCACACAGAUUUUCGAACAUCUGUUAGUCAAUCAUCAGGUAUGAUCGAUGGUACAUUACCACAGCAUUGUUCAAUAGUACAUCGUGAUUUUAAAAGUGAAAAUAUAUUAAUAAGAGAAAACAUGACUGUGUGUAUUUGUGAUUUUGCAAUGACAGUGUGUUUAAAUCAAAGUACACUAAUGCCAAAUCAACACAUACAAUGUGGUACACCACGUUAUAUGGCUCCCGAAAUAUUAGCGUGCACAAUAAGUUCAGAUAACAGUGGAUUUUUAAAAAGUGAUGUCUAUGCGUUAGGUCUGGUACUGUGGGAAAUUGUUUCAAGGUGUGAAGGUAUUGAAGAUCACAAUGAUCCAUACCAGAUGCCCUACGAAGGUUACUGUCCACUAAAUCCUUCUGUAGAUGAUAUGAUUAAAAUGUUCAAAAAUUUUCCAUCCAUUCGUCCAAAAAUUCACUCCACGUGGUCACAAAAUUCGUCCAUAGAAGAAAUUCUAAAUAUAAUUCGAGAUUGUUGGAUACAAGAUCCAGAUACCAGAAUAACAGUAUCAAAUGCUAAUAGCCGAACAUCUGUCUCAGUUUUUGUGUAUUACACCUUUAUCGAGAAGAAAACAAACAUCAUAGUCAUGCCAGCCAUGAGUGUUCAAGCAGAAGCAUCUGCAACCGCUCAAGAAACUCAUCCAACAACGGAAGGACCAAUUGAUGUUAAAGAUGACUCUGAAUCAUCAAGUGACUCGGAUGAAUCAGCUACAGAAGGUGAUCAAACAGCAGGUGGCGAAGCUGGAAAACCGCAUCCACUAGCUGAAGCAACAGGCAUUCGAGAAGAAAUGCAAUCAAAACAGAAGCAAACAAGAAGUGAAAAGAAAGCAAGAAAAGCUAUGGCCAAAUUAGGUCUACGUCCUGUUACUGGUAUACUUCGUGUAACUAUUCGAAAAUCAAAGAAUAUUUUAUUUGUUAUUCAAAAACCUGAUGUUUAUAAAUCACCAGCAUCGGAUACAUACAUUGUUUUUGGCGAAGCAAAGAUUGAAGAUUUAACUCAGCGUGCUCAAAUUGCUGCCGCUAAUCAAUUUAAAAAUUUAGAGUCUCAAGUUGCAACAUCAGCAGAAUCAAAAGUUAAACCAACAAUACCAGAAGAAUCGGAAGAUGAAGAAGAAGUUGAUGCUGAAGGUGUAGAAGAAACAGAUAUUCAACUGGUUAUGAAUCAAUCAAAAACAACGCGGGCAAAAGCUAUUAAAGCAUUGAAAAAAUGUAACAAUGAUAUUGUUAACGCUAUUAUGGUAGGUUAAUAAUAUUUAUGAAUGUUAUAAAAAAUAUGGUAGAGCGAGAGAGUUAAUCAAGUCUUUGUCUUAUUAUUUUGAAGUUGUAGUAAACGAAUUAUGUACUAUUGUUAUUCUUUUCUUAUAGGAGCUGGCCGAAUAGUAUUUGAUGUGAAAAAUUGAACAAAUACAACAAACAAACAACGCAUAUUUUCCAAUCCGUACUUACAUUAACAAAAUUACGUUUUCUUUUUUUUGUCCUUGUUGAGUUUGUUUUCUUUUUUUUCUUCAUAGGAAAAACGGCUCGUUUGAUUUUCUUCUUUUUUUUUGUUUAUCAGAAAUAUUUGGAUGACGUAGGAAGUUUUUUCACACUGUGAGAGACAGAGAAAAGAGAGAAGAAAAUCAGUAUUUCAAUUUGAUAUCAUACUUUCCUAUUUUUCUCGAUCUUGUGGUUUGUUCUUCUGUGAUGAUUUAACUACAAAAAUAAAAAUACAUUUGUGAUUUAAACCAUAUUUUUGUUGAUGGCUGUACUCCAUAAAAUUAAGAUCAUUUCCGCAACUCAAGAAUAGAUAGUGACUUCAAAUUUUGUAUGGUCAUAUGUUUCACUGGAUGCUGAUCACACAACAAGUUUCAGAUUCUUUCAUUGAAUGGUUCGGUAGAUGAUGAAAACCUCAUGAAAUGAAAACCUUUUUCUUUUGCACAAAUGUAGCUCUCUAGCUCCCUUCUACCUCUGAUAUAAAUUUUGUCCGUUGGCGCCUAGUGAUCACUCGAAUACAGUAGUUUUAUGAUCAAGAGUCAUUUUUCGAAUGUGAGGUUCAUUCCAAAAAAAAAAAACAUUCAUAACUCAACCGAGAAAUAUUUUUUUCAUUCCAAAAAUUACAUCAGAUACUCUGUAGUGUCUAUAGAUUAUUUACGCAAAGUUUGAAGAUUAACUGUUAUAUAGUUCAAGAAAUUCAUUGAAAUGAGUGCCCACUAUUGAGACAUACGUGGGAGGGUGAGGAACUAAGAGUCGUCCUUUCUAUCAUAUCUUUUGCGAUUAAAGUAUAUCAUAAGGUAAAGUCGCGUUUCGCCAAUUCAACUUUCGCCAAUAGACAUUCGCCAUAUUGGCGAUUGGCGAAUGUCCACACGACAUUCGCCAGUACCCCUACGACAUUCGCCAAUUAUGGUGAAUGUCAACACGACAUUCGCCAUUGUUCACACGACAUUCGCCAAUUGUGGCGAAUGUCUCGGCGACAGUCGCCAGUACCUGUCCUCAGUAUAUGUGUGUGCGAGAGUGUGAGUGAGAGUGAGAGUGAGAGUGUCCGCACGACAUUCACCAGUUAUGGCGAAUGUCCCCUCGACAUUCGCCAAUUAUGGUGAAUGUCCCCUCGACAUUCGCCAAUUGGUCGAUUGGCGAAUGUCUCAUUGACAUUCGCCAACUUUUUUGGACAUUCGCCUAUUGGCGAAUGUCUACUGGCGAACAUUGGCGAAAGUUGAAUUGGCGAACGGCGACACAUCCGUU